Messenger RNA from Aureococcus anophagefferens, 3651 nucleotides. RefSeq lists its product as hypothetical. The transcript is spliced from 4 exons. Gene Ontology annotation, biological process: UDP-N-acetylglucosamine biosynthetic process. The record is from RefSeq and is a predicted model, not a curated record. NCBI's taxonomy places the organism in Eukaryota, Pelagophyceae, Pelagomonadales, Pelagomonadaceae. Gene Ontology annotation, molecular function: UDP-N-acetylglucosamine diphosphorylase activity. The coding region runs from base 53 to 3613 and encodes 1186 amino acids.
CCAAGCCUUAGUAGCCACCAGCGCCGUUGCGCCAAGCCAAACUUCGCACACGAUGGACGCCGAGGCGCUCCACUCCGAGGCGGAGCGCCGGAUCAAGGAGGUGACCAUCCCCCUCUUCGAGGAGCAGGCGCACCUCUUCGUCGACGUGUGGCCGACGUGGAAGGCGGACCUCUCGCAGCCCGGCACGCAGCUCACGGCCGACCAGCUCCAGCUCCUCGGCCAGAUCGACACCCUCGACCGCAAGUACGUCGGCGGCCUGCGCGCGUACCGCGCGAACGCCGUCGAGCUGCUCCGCGCGUCGGCGGCGGGCGCGAACCCGCUCGAGGGCUUCCGGCCGUCGGUGCCGCUCGGCGAGACGCUCGUCGCGCACGGCGACGCGUACCGCGCCGCGGAGCGGGCGGGCAUCGAGGCGGCGCAGAGGUGCGCCUUCGUGCUCGUCGCCGGCGGCCUCGGCGAGCGUCUGGGCUACGGCGGCAUCAAGGUGGGCCUCCCGACGGAGUCGACGACGGGUUGUUGUUAUUUGAAGCACUACGUCGAGGCGAUCUUGGCCAUCGGCGACCGCGCGGGGCGGCCCCUGCCGCUGGCGAUCAUGCUCAGCGGCGACACGGACGCGCCGACGCGCGCGCUCCUAAAAAAGGAGGGCAACUUCGGCAUGCGCGACGAGGAUUUGACGCUCAUGGUCCAGGACAAGGUGCCGUCCAUCGUCGACGGCGGCGGCCGCUUCGCGCUCGCGAAGGACGGCCGGAGCCUGGAGACGAAGCCCCACGGCCACGGCGACGUCCACGCGCUCGUCGCGGCCCACGGCCUCGCGGACGCGUGGCUCGCCGCGGGUCUCGAGCGCGUCUUCUUCUUCCAGGACACGAACGCGUUCGCGCUGCGGUCCUGCGUCGCCAACUGCGGCGUCAGCGCGAAGCUCGACCUCGACUACAACUCGUCGUGCGUGGCGCGCAAGCCCGGCGAGGCCAUCGGCGCCAUCUGCCGCCUCGACCGCCCCGCGACGGCUACCGAAGACGCGCGGGCCCUGACGCUCAACGUCGAGUACAACCAGCUCGCGCCGCUCCUCGCGUCCGUCGGCGAGGCCGACGACCCGACGCCGUCCGGCGCCUCGCGCUUCCCGGGCAACAUCAACCAGCUCUUGAUCAAGCUCGGCGGCGACGACGGCUACGCGGCGGUGCUACAACGGACCGGCGGCGCGGUGCCCGAGUUCGUGAACCCGAAGUACGCCGACGACACGAAAACAGCCUUCAAGAAGCCGACGCGCCUCGAAUGCAUGAUGCAGGACUACCCGAAGCUGCUGUCGUCGAACGCGAAGGUCGGGUUCACGGUGUUGGAACGGGCCGCGGUGCGGGAGUACUCGCCCGUGAAAAACGCGACGGCCGACGGCGCGGCCAAGGUCCGCGCGGGCCUCGCGGGCGCCUGCCCGGCGACGGGCGAGGCGGACCUCUACGCCUUCAACUGCGACCUGCUGUCCGUCGGCGGCAUGGACGUCGCGCCCGCGGAGCGGCGGACGUUUUUGGACGUGCCCGUGGACCUGCGGCCGCGCGUUUGUUUGAGCCCCUUCUUCGGGCUGACGGAGGACGACUUCGAACGAUGCGUCCGGGGCGGCAGCCUCGGCGUUGGAGCGUCGUUGGUGGUGGAGGGCCGCGGGUCCGUCGUGUUGGAGGACGUGCACGUCCGCGCGGGAUCCGCGCUCCGCGUGACGACGGGGCCGGGGACGAACCUCGUCGUCCGGGGCCUCGUCGUCGACAACGCGGGCGGCAGCCUCGUCGCGCUCACGGACGCGGAGCUCGCGGACGCGGCCGUGCCCGAGGCCGUCCGCAUCCGCGGCUUCAAGUACGUGCCGCGCGAGGAGCGCCACCUCGACUUCCGCGAGGCCGGCGACUUCGUCCCCGGCGUGACGAUAGAGAGCAGCUUUUUUUUGCCGACGAUGGGCCGCGCCGCCGCCCUCGUGGUCCUCGCCUGGCUCCGCUGCGCGUGCGCCCAGAUCCCCGAGGGGAUCGGCUUCGACGACGACGACUUCUUCCGGCCGACGCAGAAGCCCGUCCAGGUCAACACCUACCAGCAGGGCGCCGAGCACGAGUGGGACGACCCCCACGACGACGACUACAGCGACGACGGGGCGACGAUCCGCACGCAGUGCUACACGGGGAGCGACCUCUACCAGACGGAGAAGACCUUCUGCGACCUCGAGUGCCUCGACUCCUACAAGGGGAAGCGCCGCGUGUCGCGCGCGUCGGGCCGCGACGGCGCGAUCGACGACGUCGACUGCUCCGGCCCCUGGUACUGCUCCAAGAUGGAGAUCUGCCAGAUGUACCACCAGAAGAACACGAACGACCAGGAGCAGGGCUUCCAGCGGGGCUGCAUGACCGUGCGGUCCUGCGCGAACCACAGCCAGUGCUUCCCGACGGCGCAGGACCAGCGGAACAUGAACAUCCAGUGGUACGACGGCUGGGACGGCACCAUGGCCGACCUCGGCAGCAGGAUCCGCGACCACGGCUUCAAGAUGUUCUACGGCGGCAUGACCUUCGAGACGACGUGCUGCGUCAACCGCCACAACUACCGGCCGGGCAUCGACACGCCCUGCAACGCCGCGUCGGCGACGACGAUUCGCUGCUUCCCGUGCCUCAAGCGGCAGCGGACGAUGUCGGGCUUCUGGAGCGAGGCCCUGCUCUCCGUCCAGGCGAAGCUGGACGCCAAGACGGAGAGCGCCAAGGAGCGGCUCUCGUCCCUCAAGGAGACCGUGGCCGCCACGGUCGAGUCGGCCCAGGAGCGCAUCGCCGCGGACAUCGAGAGCCUCAAGGAGGAGCACGCGCGCUUCAUCGCCGAGCAGGACGGCGACGGCGGCUCCGGCGACGAGGCCUCCGGCGGGGCGUACACGGGCCAGAACGACGCGCUGCCCUGGGACGUCCCGGCAAAGGGGAGCGACAUCAAGACACUGGUGCUGGGCCUGAGCCGCGACGAGGCCACGUUCACGCGGCCGCCGCCGGCGGAGGCGACCUACGCGUUCCCCUUCGCGCGCCGCACGGCGCUCAUCCUCGAGCUGCUCGAGCUCGACCCGGCCCUCAAGAAGGCGCACACGAAGCUCGCCCACAAGGCCAAGGAGGAGACCUUCUUCACGAACUACUUUUACCGCGUCGCCGAGGUCCGCGCGGCGCUCGGCGCCGACCCGCCGCUCGCCGGCGGCCGGCCCGCGGACGCGCUCGCGCCGCCCGUCGUCCAGCGGGAGCCCGCGCCGCCGCCGGCGCCGGCGCCCAAACAACCCCCGCCGCCGCCGCCGCCCGCGCCGCUGCCGUCGCCGCCGACGGCGCCCGCGCUCGCGCCUNGAGAGGGCCGCCCCGCCGCGCGCGUCCAAUCGUCGGCGACGGACAGCGCCGUGCUCAUCAACGCGAGCGAGGCCGCGUCCGAGUUCUCGUCCCUCGUCCACGUCGAGGACGACGACCCGGCGUCGCCCCGGCGCGCGCCCGACGACGCGCUCGGCAGCUCGGGCGAGCUCGUCGCCGACGACGACGCCCUCGACGCCGCCGUCCUCGCGGAGAUCGAGAACGUCGAGGUCGGCGACGACGACGACGACGACCUCGAGCGCCAGAUCGCCGCGGAGCUCGACGGCGUGUAGAGCGGGGGCCGUUCCGCGCCGUAACGCGACAUGUGCAC